Molecule: messenger RNA, 1266 nt
Organism: Daldinia caldariorum
Lineage: Eukaryota; Fungi; Ascomycota; Sordariomycetes; Xylariales; Hypoxylaceae
Product: 26S protease regulatory subunit 6B
Exons: 3
Coding region: 1-1266 (421 amino acids)
Biological process (GO): proteasome-mediated ubiquitin-dependent protein catabolic process
Cellular component (GO): proteasome regulatory particle, base subcomplex
Molecular function (GO): ATP binding; proteasome-activating activity; ATP hydrolysis activity
Source: RefSeq, a predicted model, not a curated record
AUGGGUGACGUUCUAGUAGAAAACCCAUCCAAUGCCGUGGCACCGCAUAAUAAGCCGAUCCCGUCAAACAUCCCGAAUAUCGAGAGCAUCGAGGGUAUACCGGCACAGGGUGGGGAUGAAUAUGCAGUUUUAAAAAAGUUACAGAGGCACUUGGAAUAUAUUCAGCUACAGGAAGAAUACAUCAAGGAUGAGCAAAGGAGUUUGAAGCGUGAGCUUGUCCGGGCACAGGAGGAAAUUAAAAGGAUUCAAAGUGUGCCGUUAGUUAUCGGUCAGUUUAUGGAAGCCAUCGACCAAAACACCGGAAUAGUUCAGUCCAGUACAGGAUCCAACUACGUUGUCCGUAUUCUAUCUACCCUCGACCGCGAGAAGCUUAAGCCCUCGUCAUCUGUCGCCCUCCACCGACAUUCCAAUGCCCUUGUUGAUAUCCUGCCUCCGGAGGCCGACUCCUCCAUCGCUAUGCUUGGCGCCGAUGAAAAGCCAGACGUGACAUACGCCGACGUUGGUGGUCUCGACAUGCAAAAGCAAGAGAUUCGCGAAGCUGUUGAGCUCCCGUUAACCCACUUCGACCUCUACAAGCAGAUUGGUAUCGACCCCCCACGCGGUGUUCUCCUCUACGGCCCUCCCGGUACCGGAAAGACUAUGCUGGUCAAGGCCGUUGCCAACUCGACGACCGCCAACUUCAUCCGAGUCGUCGGCUCUGAGUUCGUGCAGAAAUACCUGGGUGAAGGUCCCCGCAUGGUCCGUGACGUCUUCCGCAUGGCCCGUGAGAACUCGCCCGCCAUCAUCUUUAUCGACGAGAUUGAUGCUAUUGCCACCAAGCGUUUCGACGCCCAGACCGGCGCCGAUCGCGAGGUCCAGCGUAUCCUCCUCGAGCUGCUCAACCAGAUGGACGGCUUCGACCAGACCUCCAACGUCAAGGUCAUCAUGGCCACCAACCGAGCCGACACCCUCGAUCCCGCCCUCCUGCGUCCCGGCCGUCUCGACCGGAAGAUCGAAUUCCCCAGCCUGCGGGAUCGCCGUGAGCGCCGCCUCAUCUUCAGCACCAUCGCCAGCAAGAUGAGCCUCGCCCCCGAGGUCGAUCUCGACAGCCUCAUCGUGCGCAACGACCCCCUCAGCGGCGCCGUCAUCGCUGCUAUCAUGCAGGAGGCCGGUCUCCGAGCCGUCCGCAAGAACCGCUACAACAUCAUCCAGUCCGACCUUGAGGACGCGUACUCUAGUCAGGUCAAGGGAACGAGCGACGAGAACAAGUUUGAUUUCUAUAAAUAG